Messenger RNA from Hyla sarda, 759 nucleotides. RefSeq names its product phospholipase A2 inhibitor and Ly6/PLAUR domain-containing protein-like. The record is from RefSeq and is a predicted model, not a curated record. NCBI's taxonomy places the organism in Eukaryota, Metazoa, Chordata, Amphibia, Anura, Hylidae. The transcript is spliced from 5 exons. The coding region runs from base 1 to 627 and encodes 208 amino acids.
AUGAUCUCAGUGCUGCUAUCUCUCUGCGUUCUCCUAGUUCUUGUCACUCCUGGCUACUCUUUGAAAUGCGUUGAAUGCUACAACAUCACUGCACCUCAAUGCACUGGACCAACAAAGGAUUGCGAUGUCGGUAUCUGUAUGUCUGGACUCAUUUCACUUGGAGAUUACGCUCUAUUUGGGCGAUCAUGCGCACCCAAUGAGGCAACAUGUGGAAUAUCUGGGAGUAUUACGUCAACUGGAAGGGCUCUGCUCUCUACAUCUUGCUGCAAAACAGAUGGCUGCAUGCCAGAUGGUCUUAAAUUGCCAUCCAGUAGCGUGUUGAAGAAUGGUGUGACCUGUCCGACGUGCGCUUCAUCAUCUCAGAACCAAUGUAAUAUUGCAUGCACAGGAGAUGAGAAAAACUGUGCUAGUGUGGAGCUAACCACGUUGGGACCAGGUCUUGGUACUAAACUUCAAGGCUGUGCAACAGAUUCAGUCUGCAAUUUUGGAAAUCUUACAUUUGAUGUUGCUGGAGUGGUCAUGAGAUUGGGAAUUGUUUGCAAUAGUGCCUCUACUGUUGUCCUCCAGAACUGCUCCUUCUUUCUGACUUUGGGAUUUGUUAUGUUCACGACUAAACUAUUAUUAUAAAAAGUACUUCCAUAUUUACAUGGACUCGCCUACAUUAUGCAUAGGAACAUAAUGCAAUGACAAUUAUUAAGAUUUUUUUUUAUUAUUGUUUUCUAGGUACUGUGCUAUUAAAAGACUCUAAUUCUAUAUGAA